AAACGACAUUAUAAAUACAAGUGCCGGCCGAGAGGCUCACAAGUGUGUGAGACGCCAUAGCCAGUGCAAAACGCGCGAAAGUUUCACGUUUGCAUUCGGAAAAUUUGAGUUACAAUGUUUGUUUUGAAGGGAAUAAUACUUUCCGCGGUGUGCGCGUUAGCAUACUCGCAAAACUACGGCCCGACGACGACACCGGUGCCGAUAUUGAAGCAGAUAAACAAACAAAACGAUGACGGCUCAUACAGCUACGGUUAUGAAGCCGCGGAUGGUUCUUUCAAGAUUGAAACUAAGUAUCCGAGUGGUGACGUAGCCGGAAAAUACGGAUACGUUGACGAGAGCGGGAAAGUUCGCGAAGUGUCAUACGGUGCGAGUAGCCAAAGGGGAUUCGAGCCAGAAGGCACUGGAAUUAUGGUACCACCGCCUACAUUACACGACCCAUCAUCAAACGCCUUGACCGAUGGCCAAGAAGACGACGGCCAAUACCGAGAGGACCCAAGGAUCUACGAGGACCCAAAAUACAAUGGCCGAGCCCAAGCGAGACCCAGUUCAUUGAGACAGUACAAGCAACCCGUCCAACCUCAAACUAACUUCCAAUCGAGUUUCCAGUCCCAACCCCAGCCCACGUACCAACAACAACAGUACCAACCGCAGCAAUACCAACAACCACAACCCCAGUACCAGCAACCACAGUACCAACAACAACAAUACCAACAACAACAAUACCAACCUCAGCCUUCUUACUCGCAACAGUCGAGUCUCUUCAGUCAGUCUCCUCAACAGUUUCCCCAAGAGAGACCUCAGAGCCAGGUGUACCACCAGCAGCCCCAGUUCUCCUACCAAGCGUACACCCCCCAACCUUACCAGAACCAGAACUACCAAUCUCAGAAUUACCAAAGCCAAAGUUACAAUCCCUUUAACGGUCACCCAGCACAAAACUUUGACCCCAACACAGGAUCAUACUCUAUCAACUUCACUGGUUAACCAAGAGCAUAUAUUAUGGUGUUCUUGGGAUAUUUAGAAAUGUUAAGAUUUUUUAUUUUAAAUUACUAUAAAUUGAUUAAAAUUUAGAUUUCGAAAGGUAUUUAUGUUUUUCGAACAAGAAUAGAAAGUAUAUUAGAAGUAUAUUAUAUAUCUUUAUAUUUAUGUAAUAUAUUUAUAUAUAUAAACAAUAAUAAUAUAUAACAAUAACCUCAUUGUACAAUAUUUAUUUAUAAAUAUAUUGAAUUCCAAAUUAAAAUAAAUUUAUAUAAAUUAAAUUAUUUAAUAUAAACAUUAAUUUAUUAUUUUUAAUUGUGAUUGACUUUAUUUACUGUCAUAA
Molecule: messenger RNA, 1318 nt
Organism: Nymphalis io (European peacock)
Lineage: Eukaryota; Metazoa; Arthropoda; Insecta; Lepidoptera; Nymphalidae
Gene: CPR55
Product: regulator of nonsense transcripts 1
Exons: 3
Coding region: 115-981 (288 amino acids)
Cellular component (GO): chitin-based extracellular matrix
Molecular function (GO): structural constituent of chitin-based larval cuticle
Source: RefSeq, a predicted model, not a curated record